This is a messenger RNA of Eucalyptus grandis, 1843 nucleotides long. RefSeq names its product tubby-like F-box protein 3. Bases 289 to 1497 code for a protein of 402 amino acids. The transcript is spliced from 6 exons. The record is from RefSeq and is a predicted model, not a curated record. Gene Ontology annotation, molecular function: protein binding. Lineage: Eukaryota; Viridiplantae; Streptophyta; Magnoliopsida; Myrtales; Myrtaceae.
CUCUCUCUCACCUAAAUAAUUCUGCUAACUCCAUUUCACAUCAUCUUCGUCCUCGUCGUUAUCAUCUUGAUGCUGUUAUCUCUCUAUCCCUCUCUCUCCCCGUGACAGCAAGAACCCAAGAACCCAAGAAUCCCCACCGCCAUCUCCCUCUCCCUCUCAAGGAGCCACCUUUCUGCCUGGAACUGCAACAUGCUCCACUGCAGCACUUAACCCAUCUUCCGUUUCUCUCUCCUCUUUCCGUGUGAAGACGAAGGAGGCCAAACGAUCUUCUUCCGACGGCGAGCACACAUGCCGAUCAAGAGCCUCAUCCACGACAUGCGCUCGCGCUCGAGCCGCGCGGUCCACGACGGCUCGGCGGCUGCGGCGGCGUCGGCGGCGGCGGAGGAGGCAGCGGCGCGGGCGGCGGCGGAGGCAGACGGCUUGAGCCUGAGCUGCUGGGCCAACAUGCCGCAGGAGCUGCUGCGGGAGGUGCUGGUGAAGAUCGAGGCGUCGGAGGGGUCGUGGCCGUCGCGGAAGAGCGUGGUGGCCUGCGCCGGGGUGUGCCGGAGCUGGAGGCACCUGGUGAAGGAGAUCGUGAAGGUCCCUGAAGUCUCCGGAAUCUUGACGUUCCCCAUCUCGGUUAAACAGCCUGGGCCUAGGGAAUCUCUGCUGCAGUGCUUUAUCAAACGAAACAGGUCCAAUCAGACGUAUCAUCUCUAUGUCGGUUUGACUAAUGCACUUAGCGAUGACGGGAAGUUUCUUCUCGCUGCACGCAAGUGUAGACGCCCCACCUGCACAGAUUAUGUGAUCUCCCUGCAUGCUGAUGAUGUCUCUAAGGGUAGCUGCACCUAUGUUGGAAAACUAAGGUCUAAUUUUCUUGGAACCAAGUUCACAAUCUCUGAUGGGCAACCACCUCAUCCAGGAGCAAAGAUGCCAAAAAGUCGCUCAACCAGGCUAGUCAGUUCAAAACAGGUUUCACCUAGGGCUCCAGCGGGAAACUAUCCGGUGGCCCACAUUUCUUAUGAACUGAAUGUGUUAGGUUCAAGAGGACCAAGGAGAAUGCACUGUACUAUGGAUGCCAUCCCUGCCUCAGCAAUUGAAGCUGGGGGAGUUGCCCCAACGCAGACAGAGUUGCCUCUUAGCAGUGUCGAGUUCUUUCCCUCACUUCCUUUUUUCCGAACAAAAUCAAAUCGCGCGGAGAGUGUUAGUUCAGGACCUCUGGUUAGUCAGAAAGAUGGAGCCUUGGUGUUGAGAAAUAAGGCUCCUAGGUGGCACGAACAACUUCAGUGUUGGUGCUUGAAUUUUCAUGGACGAGUAACAGUUGCCUCGGUCAAGAACUUUCAGCUGGUUGCUUCUCCAGAAAAUGAACCUGCUGGGCCCCAACAUGAGAAGAUCAUCCUCCAGUUUGGGAAGGUGGGGAAGGAUUUAUUUACGAUGGAUUAUCGGUAUCCCAUCUCAGCAUUCCAGGCUUUUGCAAUCUGUCUCAGCAGCUUUGACACAAAGAUUGCGUGUGAGUGAAUAGUGAACAGGGGAUGCCUAGUCUGUCGCAAGGUAAAACUCUUCUGAGCAGGCAAUGACAGUUUCUGGAUGAUGGUGCACUCGUGGGAUGCAGAAGCUGCUUGCGAUGAAGUGUGAAAUUAUUUAGUCAUUUAGCUCGGUCCUUGAGUUAGUGAAUAAUUGGAGAGAUUUUGGCAUUUGAGCUUAGGCGAGAACAUUGUAGCCCAUUGUCCACUGUCCAUGUCCUAUUUUGUUUCUGUACAUAAGUUUCUCGUGUACAUGAAGUUGUUGGUGCUUCUGUGUAUGUUAUACGCUAAUCGAUCUUUGAAUGGGAAGGUAUCCCUUUGAUGGUAAGCGUGGCAAUCAA